CCUCCGAGAAUAGCACGCGGAGGACGAAGUUCUGCGAGGAGAGAGGCUUAGAGCAGUCUGGGAAGUGUAGUCCAGCUUGUAGAGCAGACGAUUCGGGGUGGGUGCCGAGGUUCCGGGAAGGAGUUGAACAGGCCUGCAAAGAGACUGCGACUAUACCUUUUAAAUCUAUAGCUGCUGCACAAGAAAUGUUUGUUUCAUGAAUGACCUAUCCAUCUGGGACCUAUUUAGACCCUGAGGAUAACUGUGAAUUGCCAGUAGUUCACUGGGUCUUCCCUUAGUGUUGAUUUCAUUAUGCUGCGACGAAAACCAACCCGUCUGGAGCUGAAGCUUGAUGACAUUGAGGAGUUUGAGAGCAUUCGAAAGGACCUAGAGACCCGUAAGAAACAAAAGGAAGAUGUUGAUGUUGUAGGAAUCAGUGAUGGAGAAGGUGCCAUUGGGCUUAGCAGUGACCCCAAGAGCCGAGAACAGAUGAUUAAUGAUCGAAUUGGUUAUAAGCCCCAGCCUAAGCCCAACAACCGUUCAUCUCAAUUUGGAAGUUUUGAAUUUUAGAGGUGAUUAUCUUGCGUGCCAGAGCCUGGAAUGGAGUAAAAUAAUGGCAGAAGUACAAACAAGAUUUAGAGAAUUGAGUGUUUGCAGUCAAGCAGAAUGUUUUGCCUCCUGCAGAGAGAAAUACUUCCGUGUGAGAUUACUGAUGCUUAACUUUCACUUUAAGCUGAAAUUCAAACUCUGCUUUGUCUCUGGAAACUUUGACUCUGUGAAACUUGUCUGAUUUUUGUUUUUAAAAAUAAAUAUAUUUUUGGAAAA
Messenger RNA from Camelus dromedarius (Arabian camel), 804 nucleotides. It is a transcript of the gene CDC26, whose product is annotated as cell division cycle 26. NCBI's taxonomy places the organism in Eukaryota, Metazoa, Chordata, Mammalia, Artiodactyla, Camelidae. The transcript has 4 exons. Gene Ontology annotation, biological process: anaphase-promoting complex-dependent catabolic process; regulation of mitotic cell cycle; protein K11-linked ubiquitination. Gene Ontology annotation, cellular component: anaphase-promoting complex. The record is from RefSeq and is a predicted model, not a curated record. Bases 292 to 549 code for a protein of 85 amino acids.